AUGCAGUACAGGACGAACUACGGCAAAGAGCAGAGGCCUGCUGGCCCUUGGCCAGGUGGAAGACCGUACAAGGGCCCGGCCAGACUGCCUGAAGGGCACUUCGAUCCCGACGAGUUGACCCGCCGUCUGUAUGUUGUAUUGGCGGAGCAAAGACUACAGGCGGAGCGGAAACAAAGGGCUCGCGGAGAGCGAUCUGACCGCAGAGAUGGCACUCGGCACCAAGAAAAACAGCAGAAACCUGCUGAGCCAGCCGCCGACCUCAUCACGAAACUGAGACGGACCGAGUCGGCAGAGAACAAGCCAACGCACACGGCGCUUGCCGCCCCUCCUCCGGAUGUCGCGACGAAUCAAGCCAGCCAGUAUCACCACGUCCCCAGUCAAGCCGCAUCACAGUUCGUGCGAACAACCACGGUGGACAACAUUCGCAACAACGACCUCGUCCACAAGCUCUCAAAACGAGCGCUCAAAUUCCAUUUGGAUGGGCCAAGGACAGUCCGCCCAGCAGCGGUACCAGAAGAAGGCGGCGGCCACGGCGGGGAAACCGCCAUUGCACCAGCCAAGCUGUCCCGGACGCUACAGCAAACCCAGACGCAGCGCGACAAGGUCCUGGACCGCAACCAGUUCCAGCGCACCCGGAUCCUCGAGGAAGCCGCGCAGCUCGACCACCACGAGCAGCAGCCGCCGCGCAAGCACACAUUGGAAGACGAGUUCCUGCGGCUCCUGCGUCCCGCCAGCCGCCACGACAAAAGACGGAACAGCACGGGUAACGCCGCCGACAUGCAUUCCGCCAACGACAACCGCAACCACCACGUGCGCCGCUCGCUCAUCGCCAUGGAACCCCUGCUGGACGUGCUCGCCGAAGAGAAGUACAAUCUCAGCACGACCAACAGCACGACAGCACCACUCCCGGCGGAAGAGCCACCGCUGUGCCGGUUCCCGCCGGCCGACCGCACACGCGUCGACUGGACACAGAGCGACGAGCCGCGCGCCCACAACGGCCGACCGAAGCUGCUCCUCUCGCUCCCCUUGCUGCGCAAGGCCGAUUCGCUGUGGACGCUGCGCGGCAUUGGGCGGAGGGGGAGUAAAGACUCUUCGGUUCAGUCUCCCACUGGCGGUAGUGCUGCUGGGGUGCCGGAGGGAAAGGGUGAUGAGCUGUCGCCUACCAAGGCUGGGAAGACGGGUUUCUUUGCUAAGUUCAAGCGUUAA
Chaetomium strumarium is the source of this 1206-nucleotide messenger RNA. RefSeq lists its product as uncharacterized. The record is from RefSeq and is a predicted model, not a curated record. The transcript has a single exon. Lineage: Eukaryota; Fungi; Ascomycota; Sordariomycetes; Sordariales; Chaetomiaceae. The coding region runs from base 1 to 1206 and encodes 401 amino acids.